UACAUAACUUCAUACGCACAGCGCUCACAGUGAUGUCCUGGUUUAGUGGCAUAACUGCGUCGUAUGUCAGUGACUUCCGGUGUAAACGGAAGUUUCACGGCUAUUUGUUUCUGGCAUGUGCUUUACUGUUGAUUGUGGUGCCAGUAAAUUCACGUCCGAAGGAGACGGAGAGCGAUGUUGUCGUACCUGUGGAAGAUGGACUACCACUGAGCGAGGAGUAUGGGGAUGCCGAUAACAUUGAGUUUCAUCAAGCUAAAAUUGUGAACGGCAUUUUGAAGGAGGAUCAUCCGGUUAUUAUGUAUAAAGAGGACUUUGUUAGCGAAGAUUUUGUACCGAAAAAGAACAACACUCAUCGCCAGCGUAAACAUAAAGAUCCAGCUCAUCGGCGACGUCGCAUUGGUGAUCACUUAAGCGCUGAGAAAUAUCAUCCCUUGGAACCGGAAAAAAUUUAUUUCGAUAUAUUAUCGCCUUCACCGCUCGUUACUUCUGAUGAAUCGAAAGCUGCAUCAUCGAAGUUGCACGUCGAAGUCAUCUCUUUGGCUGAUGCCGAUUCAAAAAUGGUGCAAAGCGAUGAUGAAGUGAAGCGUGUGCUCCAUAAGCGACCGAAAAAAUUCCAUCAUCGUCGUCAACGUCGUGAUGCGGACACAAUUUCGCAGAAUGAACAUAUUCUGCGCAAACGCAAUCCAUACUAUAGCUUUAGAAAGGUGUCCACCAAUGCCAAUAGCAUAAGUGGACCAGCGCAUAUAGCCAAUUAUUACUUGCCAAGUUAUCCACCAGUUAAACGUUUUGAAAAACAUCCAGUUCCUGGCGAUUACUUUAACGGCCCUGUUAAUGUCAUUCAGUUUGCGUCAAGAUUUGGUGGACCCUCCAAUACUGAUCGCGUAAUUUGGCGUGAUUAUACACCAACAAGAAAUCCAAAUCAACGUUUAAAUAUCACGAUUGGAGCGCCAGCACCGCUUUUUCCUAAGCGCACCUCGCCCUCACCAUUACCAGCAGUAACAGCAGGACCCCCUAGCCGAACAACUGCUCAACCAAGCUUCGCUAAUGAGGGAUCUGUUCAUCAUUCCGUAAUCACCGAUGCGCCCGCCCAAUAUCCAACAGCAGCUCCACCAAAACCACCAUCUUCCUCCACGGCCUGCGUUUGGGCUAUCGCUAGCUGCUGCUCGCCAAACGAUCGGACUGUGCGGUAUAGUUGCUUCGAACGCUAUGGUUGUAAUUUAGUCUUUUUCGAUUUAAAUCCUUGCGCAGAUAAUAUUCGCGAUAAUAUCGUUGGAUAUUUGAAUCAACAAUUCGAAUAAAUUUCGAAGAGUAUUUAUUAGGCGUAUGGGAGUUUUAAUUUUCACAAAAAGCAUUUAUUAACCAUAGUUUUUAUUUAGUUUGUAAGCU
Rhagoletis zephyria (snowberry fruit fly) is the source of this 1386-nucleotide messenger RNA. RefSeq lists its product as uncharacterized. The record is from RefSeq and is a predicted model, not a curated record. Lineage: Eukaryota; Metazoa; Arthropoda; Insecta; Diptera; Tephritidae.